UCUAAAUGACAUUAAUUUUUAAUGAUUGUUCAUAAAUUCAUUGCUUAAGAGUUAUUUACAGAAAAAACAACUAGCAUUUGUCCUCAGAUUAUUAAUAUAAUUAUUUUUAUGUGUGCUUGACUGUUGUGAUAAAGGGAAGAACAGUUAAAAGAGGACCCUAGCCAAAUUAUUAAGAGGACUGAUUUCUGAUAUUAGCUUUAGUACCUCCAAACUAUGAGAUUUGGGGAAAGUCACUCAAGAGCCCUAGACUUCAAUUACCUUGUAUUUAAAAAUAACAGAGUUCAGCUGGAACUAGUUAAUCUGUAAACAAAUAGUUUCCAUUUCAAAAAUUGUGAAGUGAUGCCUUUUUAAAUGGAAAAAGCAUUAGGGAGAAGAAAACUGAUUCACUUACAGGGUCUUUGGGGGAAAAUUUCUAGCACCACCUUCUCUCCUAAUAACAGUAAAACAUGGUGGGAUAUAAGAACCAAAUACUUAUUAUUUUCUCUGUGCCUAUCACGACUCUAUUUUAACUCCUGUAAAUGUGACUGUGACUCCGUGAGCUAGAUUAUAUAAUUCCUGUUGGCAGUUAUAAUUGAUAGGCACAGAAAGCCUAAGGAUGGAGUUUGGAAUGUAAUCUGGUCUGUCUGACUCUAAGCCCUGGAUCCAUUGUAAUACAUUAUAACUGCUAGCUUUGCAAAAUGCCUUUUUCCUUUUCUCAUCUAUUUUCACACUCAAACUAAAAUUUAGUAAACUAAAUUCUGAGCAGCACCAAGAAUUUUAGUAAAGGUCCUCUCAUCCUUUAAGAACUUCUUAUGCGAGGAUACUCCUCUUCGCCCACUUUCCCAUACAGAACUCUACUAAAGGUCAAUUAGAAUGGGCUGUUGUUUUUUCCCUCAAAUCCUACACAGAAGUCCUUAAUUCCGGGAUAAGCAUCUGAAUGGAGCAAAUUAGUAUGGUCUGGGAGUUAAGGCAAUUUUCACGUGUGUGUAUGUGAGUGUCUGUGUGUGUCUGUUUUAAGGCAUAACAAAGUCCAGAGAUUAAGGCCGAGUUAAAAAAUAAAUGAGGACAAACCAGUCUGCUGAGGUGCGGCCAGAGCAGCAGCAACUGCCUGCUUUCUUGAUAAAGGCUGUGAAGACGGCACGUUUUACUCUUAUUCGUGUAUUUCUUUUGACACGUUCCCCCUCUAUGAAGCCUCAGAGGUGUUUUAAAAUUGUGUUAGGAAACACACAGAGAUAAGAAAAGGCAAAUGGUCCUGUUCUAGUGUCUCAGGGACGAGGCUGGAAAGGAAACACCGCGCGAGUGGGGUGGGAGCGGAGCGGGGGCCUGUGGUUUUGCUUCUGUCCGGGCUAAAGGCUGAGUACGGCAGGGCCCCUCCUUCUGCAGAUGGGUUUCUCCCUCAUUCCACCCUCUACCCACCUCCGGUUCCGCGUGCACGCGCGGGAUAGCCCAGUGGGCCCACAGAUAACGACCAUCGGAGAUUAAUGAAGGAAAGUCAGCGAGCUCGAACACAGGCGUCCCGUGUGGAAGUGUCCAAGGAGACCGCCAGAAGUGCGCAAGCCGGAGUGUGUGAGAGUUUCCUUCUCACCGAGAGGGGGAGCCCCGCAUUCCCGGCCGGGAGCGACCCGGAGUCCCGAGCCCCGCGUCCCAGCUGCCGCCAGAGCCAGUUUUGGAUUCAGCGGAUUAGGAAGAGGAGGGAGGGGGGAGAGCGCGCGAAGAGGGAGGGGACCGAAGCUGGAGGGUCCCGAGUCCAGCGCCGUGUUGACGUAGAGAAACUUUCCCUCUCGGCCUCGGAGACGGCGCCCCGGCUGUGCUGGAGCGGAGAUCGCCAGGCUCGGAGGACCCGGCAGCUCUUCACGCCCCUGCCCGAAGCCUGACCUGACUGCAUCUCUCAGUGAGUUAUUUAUGAUUCCAUCUGAUAUACAUAGGAGAGAAAGUGAUAGAAGAAUUCUGAUGGCAACUGUAUGAUAGAAGCUAUAUAAAGUCAAGUGUCCAUUUUCUUUCAACUAUAUUUGAGCAUACCCAGGAUAUAAGGCGUGGAACUGAACAUUUAUUUGGCUGAUCCUCAUCAUGAACCGUGCUUUUAGCAGGAAGAAAGACAAAACAUGGAUGCAUACACCUGAAGCUUUAUCUAAACAUUUCAUUCCCUAUAAUGCAAAGUUUCUUGGCAGUACAGAAGUGGAACAGCCAAAAGGAACAGAAGUUGUGAGAGAUGCUGUAAGGAAAUUAAAGUUUGCAAGACAUAUCAAGAAAUCUGAAGGCCAGAAAAUUCCUAAAGUGGAGUUGCAAAUAUCAAUUUAUGGAGUAAAAAUUCUAGAACCCAAAACAAAGGAAGUUCAACACAAUUGCCAGCUUCAUAGAAUAUCUUUUUGUGCAGAUGAUAAAACUGACAAGAGGAUAUUCACUUUCAUAUGCAAAGAUUCUGAGUCAAAUAAACAUUUGUGCUAUGUAUUUGACAGCGAAAAGUGUGCUGAAGAGAUCACUUUAACAAUUGGCCAAGCAUUUGACCUGGCAUACAGGAAAUUUCUAGAAUCAGGAGGAAAAGAUGUUGAAACAAGAAAACAGAUCGCAGGGUUACAAAAAAGAAUCCAAGACUUAGAAACAGAAAAUAUGGAACUUAAAAAUAAAGUACAAGAUUUGGAAAACCAACUAAGAAUAACUCAAGUAUCAACAUCUCCAGCAGGCAGUAUGACACCUCAGUCGCCCUCCACUGACAUCUUUGAUAUGAUUCCAUUUUCUCCAAUAUCACACCAGUCUUCAAUGCCUACUCGCAAUGGCACACAGCCACCUCCAGUACCUAGUAGAUCUACUGAGAUUAAACGGGACCUGUUUGGAGCAGAACCUUUUGACCCAUUUAACUGUGGAGCAGCAGAUUUCCCUCCAGAUAUUCAAUCAAAAUUAGAUGAGAUGCAGCGCCAGAGAUGGAGGGGUUCAAAAUGGGACUAACUCUUGAAGGCACAGUAUUUUGUCUCGACCCAUUAGACAGUAGGUGCUGACAUCAAGAACAAGAAAUCCUGAUUCAUGUUAAAUGUGUUUCUAUACACAUGUCAUUUAUUAUUACUUUAAGAUAGGUAUUAUUCAUGUGCCAAUAUGUUUUUUAAUAUUUUAAUAUUUUGAAAUUUUUUUCAGUUAAAUUUCCUCACCUUCACUAUUGAUCUAUAAUUUUUAUUUUAAAAACAACUUACUGUAAAGUAGAUCAUACUUUUAUGUUCCUUUCUGUUUCUACUAUAUGAAUUUGUAAUUGAAAGACAUAUACAAAUACCUGCCUUGUGUCUGAGUUCUAUUUAGUUAGCAUCUUGAAACUUGUAUCCAUUUUCCAGAUUGCUGGUUUAUUAAUGAUUUCCCAAAAGCCAUACCUUAAAGAUAACUUUUUAAAUUCUGAAGAGAUAUGCCAAUGCCAAACUAAACAUGGUCUGUUUUCAAACCAACAAACAUGUUACUAUUCAUUAGACAGAUGUCAUUUUAUGUAUAAAUACUGUUCACAUCACUGGGAAAAUGUAAACUUUAAACAUAAUGCCACAAGGUCACUAAUUUCUAGCAGGUAAAAUUAUAAGGAUAUAAAUUCCAAUAAUAAACCAAAUGUAUUUAGAGUAUUUAUUAGUAAAUGCAAGGUGAUGUUAGUUAUGAUCACUUAUACUCUAAAUAUUUAAUUUGUUUUAUAAAGAUAAUGAAAAAAUGAAAAUUUGCUAUUUAUUUAAAAAACUUUAAAUUUCAUUCCAAAUGAGAUAAGUUAUAUUACUAUAACAUCUAAGCAUCAUCUGAUUUGAUAUUCCCUAAAAAACAUUUGGAAUAUAUGCUAUCUAUAGAUUCAGUGUCUAUUAUCCAUAUUUACUUUACCAAAUAUAUUUCUUCUCACUACAUAAGGACUACUCUUCUCAUAUUUUCUUCUUUGAUGAAGAUAUUUUUCACCAAAGUUUAUUUUGUGAUGCCCCAUUGGUUUUGAUACUUUAAAAUCUGUGACACCCAUUCUAUAUGAAUUAUCAAUAUUAUUUGGUAAAUUCAAUUUGUAUUUGUUUUGUUAAAGUCAAAAAUCUCAUUUAAAAAAAACCUUGUUACUGCUCAGUUUAGUCUUGAACAUGAGCAAUAAAAUUCUCCUGCAUUUCAUUCUUGAUGUGCUGAUGAACUUAGACUUUUAAAAAUAUUUGUUUCCUAUACCUUUACCCAUUACAUAACAGACUAAUUUGUACUCAGUAAAGCAAAAAUUUAUGAUCAAAAUUUCUAACUUGGUUCAUCACAUUAUAAGAUAAAUAAAUUAAAUUAAUGAAAAUGUGACUUAAAUUAGGGGUAACCCUCAAAAAUAGAUUUAUCAUUUACUCACGGGAAUUUUCUUCAAGUGUUAAAGGUACAUUUUCACUAGGAAAAGAAAUCAAAUAUGCUUAUGCAAUAUAUAUUUGUCUGUUUUUCCUUAAUGUUAUAUGGUAUAUAUGAGCCUUCUUGUUUAGUUUCUUUUAUCUGCUAAGUUGUACCUUAAUUAGAGGACAAUAUAUGUUUCAUAAGGAAGAGUCUUUAUAAUUUUGUUUGUCAGAUAGUAUUUUGGAAUUUGUAUAAUGAGGAUGUUUAGAAGCCAUAUAAGUGGCUUUUUUUAACAGAUAGAAUUUGUAUUUUUAUUGUACUUUAAAAAGAUUUAUGUAAUAGGUAUAUAUUUAGUGGCCAUUUAUUAUCAAUGGUAACACAAUAGAGUACUGAGAUGGUAUUUGCACAUUUAAGAUCUGUUACUUUACCAAUUUUUAAUGGUAAUCAACUCUGCUACUGGCAUGAUGAAAUAGUACAUAAUUGGUCAUUAAUUAUGAACAUUUAUUUCUCCAGUGCGUUUUUAUGAAGAUCUGGUUGAAAAUUGUAUUUCUAUGUAAACUCAAUGAUAUGUUUGGUUUUCCUGAAAAUAAAUGAUUUUAAAUAAAUUAAA
This is a messenger RNA of Macaca mulatta (Rhesus monkey), 4879 nucleotides long. Lineage: Eukaryota; Metazoa; Chordata; Mammalia; Primates; Cercopithecidae. The record is from RefSeq and is a predicted model, not a curated record.